AAGUUGUAAACGACACCUCCCGUGCAGUUGUUGGUAACCAAAACGACCCCACCCCUCUUCUCUCUCACACGCAUUACAUAUCAGGGUCUCAACCCUCGCCCUUGCGCUCCUCUUCCCUGACCAUUUCUUCUUCUUAUCGCCUCCUCCGUUGACCUGUCACUUCCCAUCCUCCGAACCUAAAAUCUCCGAUUCAAACUUUCAGAUCCGCCAACUUCAACCUUCGUUCACGCAACUUCAAGGUUUGAUUCUUCACUCGGCAGUUUCGAGCCACUUCUUUUUUCUCUCUCUCUCUCUAGGGUUCAUACUUCAACCCUACUUCACUUCCGAACUCUUUGUAGCUACUUCUCGUGGCCUAACGCUUCUUUCCCGUGUCAGAUCUAGUUGAAUCUCCACCGGCAACUCACGAUUUGCAGCUCUUUCCGCUGAAAUCCCCUUCAGAUCUGGGUUUGUCUUCCAUUUUCAUCGAUCUGUUAGGGUUUUCUAGUUGGACAUGUCGAUUUUACCGAAAGGCGAUUCGGUUCAAAUCAGGGAGGUAUGGAACGAUAACCUAGAGGAGGAGUUCGCUUUGAUCCGUGAAAUCGUUGACGAAUACAACUAUGUCGCCAUGGAUACAGAGUUCCCCGGUGUUGUUCUUCGUCCCGUUGGGAACUUCAAGAAUAUCAAUGACUACAACUACCAGACCUUGAAGGACAACGUUGACAUGUUGAAGCUGAUCCAAUUAGGUCUCACUUUCUCUGACGAGCACGGCAACCUCCCCACCUGUGGCACUGAGAGCUCCUGCAUCUGGCAAUUCAACUUCCGUGAGUUCAACAUCAGCGAGGACAUCUUCGCCAGCGAUUCGAUCGAGCUUCUGCGCCAAUGUGGCAUUGAUUUCAAGAAGAACAACGAAAAAGGUAUUGAUGUGAACCGGUUCGGGGAGCUUCUCAUGUCAUCGGGGAUCGUGUUGAACGAUAGUGUGAGUUGGGUAACCUUCCAUAGCGGUUACGACUUCGGUUACCUCCUCAAGCUGUUGACGUGCCGAAGCUUGCCGGAUACGCAGGCAGGGUUCUUUGAACUGAUCAAGAUGUAUUUCCCGAUGUUGUAUGAUAUCAAGCAUUUGAUGAAGUUCUGCAACAGUCUCCAUGGUGGGUUGAACAAGCUCGCGGAGUUGUUGGAUGUUGAGAGAGUUGGUGUGUGCCAUCAAGCUGGAUCGGAUAGCUUACUCACUUCUUGUACAUUUAGAAAGUUGAGGGAUACAUUUUUCAGUGGCUCCACAGAGAAAUAUGCUGGUGUCUUGUAUGGUUUAGGUGUUGAGAAUGGACAAACUAAUUGAAAGAAAGAAAUUAUAAUUGGUUGUAGAGUAAGAAGAGUAAGUCUAAGUGUGAGUCCUUUUUUUUUUCUCUCUUUUUCUUUCUUACUUGUGUACACUUUCUGCCAAAAAGAAUGGUUGUUGUUUACCUGUAACAUUUCUCAUCCUUGUUUGGAACUGUAACUGAAAAAAACCUUAGCUGGUUUUGUUAGCCCUUUGAGUUCUUUGUAAAUCACUUAAGUUUAGUCCUUCAAUAAUAAUUUAUGAUGAUGAUUCCUUUUA
Arachis stenosperma is the source of this 1570-nucleotide messenger RNA. RefSeq names its product probable CCR4-associated factor 1 homolog 7. Gene Ontology annotation, cellular component: CCR4-NOT complex; CCR4-NOT core complex; P-body. Bases 491 to 1312 code for a protein of 273 amino acids. NCBI's taxonomy places the organism in Eukaryota, Viridiplantae, Streptophyta, Magnoliopsida, Fabales, Fabaceae. The record is from RefSeq and is a predicted model, not a curated record. Gene Ontology annotation, molecular function: nucleic acid binding; poly(A)-specific ribonuclease activity. The transcript has 2 exons.